Molecule: messenger RNA, 1613 nt
Organism: Sorghum bicolor (sorghum)
Lineage: Eukaryota; Viridiplantae; Streptophyta; Magnoliopsida; Poales; Poaceae
Exons: 1
Coding region: 519-1145 (208 amino acids)
Source: RefSeq, a predicted model, not a curated record
GGGAGGACGAGGACCUGGGGCUGCUGCCACUGCUGACUGUAGAGUGGACUGGCAGUAGUCUGCUACAGCAUUGAGCAGCGGCAGCUGCCGACUGAUCCAACAAGAAUCCAAUUCCUUCGCCGCCCGUGGCUCGUCUCGUCUGGUACAAAUAAUACUCCGUGUCUGCGCGCAUCCCCUUGGUUCAUUCUCCGGCUAGCUCGGGCUCAGGAGCCAGUAUCGUAUCCUAAUAACAAGGUGCAGCUAUAUAAAACCGAGCUGCUCGGACAUACCCGCACCAAAAGGACCCAACAUAUACAAAAGGCCAGCCAGCGGAUCGAGCCUCGCGAACCAAAGCCCAGCUCGUGCGCGCGGCGCGCACCGCCCAGCUCCGAUCCCUCCCUUCUUCCUCCUCGAUCGACCUCUAGCUCCGUGCUCACUGCCGCGCGCAUAUAUGAACUGCUAGCGCGCGCCGCAGCAGCUAGCUGGAAGGCGAGAGGGAUCGGUGAGGUCCGCGCGCAAGCGGCGACAGUGAUCGAUCGAUGGAGACCAUCAAGUGCUGCAUCGCGUGCAUCCUGCCGUGCGGGGCGCUGGACGUGGUGCGGAUCGUGCACUCCAACGGGCGCGUGGAGGAGAUCAGCGGGGGGCCCGUGCUGGCCGGGGAGAUCAUGAAGGCGUACCCCAAGCACGUCCUCCGGAAGCCGCCGUCCACGUGCCCCGCCGACGGCGGCGCCAUCGUCGUGCAGAAGCCCGUCAUCCUGCCGCCCAAUGCCGAGCUGCAGAGGGGCAAGAUCUACUUCCUCAUGCCGGUCAUGGCCACCGCCCCGGCGCCCGCGCCCGAGAAGCCCGCCGCCGCGAAGCAACAGCCGCCGCCGCCGCCCGCCGGCCAAACCACAGCGGCGGCUGCUGCUUCGGUGGCGAGGAGGCGACGCCGGAGGAAAGACCAUCCCGCCGCACGGGACGGAGGAGCCGCCGCCGCCUGCAGCAGCAGGGCCGCGGCCGGGCUGGCGCCCGCCCCGGCGGAGGACGAGAAGGAGCGGCUGCUGGCCAACGAGAGGUACCUGUCGGAGAUCAUGAAGGAGAAGGCCUCCACGGCGAGGGACCGGCGGCGGGGGCGCGUCGCCGUGUGGCGGCCGCACCUGGAGAGCAUCACCGAGGAUGACUUGUAAUCAAGCAUUCAAGCAAGGUGUCUUUGUUUCUUUUUUUUUUCUUUCUACUCCCACCUUUUCUAUCUCUCUCCAUUUCUUUUGGGUUUUCAUUGCUACGUACUGGAGUAGUAGUAGUAGUGGUAGUUUCCUGGCUUUCUCCUUUGUUAAUUCCUCCUGCUUUGCCCUUUGGCCUUUAUUUUUUGCCAUCUUUUCUCCGGCCCGUCUCCUUUAGACCACCACCAUCAUAAUCCUCAUCUCCCCUGCUCGGCCUCCUUUACAAGAUGAAUCAUGUCCCUGUGAAGAAAAAGAUACAAUUUUUGCCAUGUUCCUUCUCUUUACAGCAAUUGAUGGUUUAGGUAAUGAAGUUGUAUAUUAUCAAUCAAUCCUCUGUUGUUGAUAGAUUGUGCAUGCGAGUAUAUAUAUUUUUAUCUAGCAAAAGAAAGAGGUGUACUGUAAAUCGCAUGAAUGAAUACAUGGGUCUUCUUCUCC